Leptidea sinapis is the source of this 1307-nucleotide messenger RNA. RefSeq names its product zinc finger CW-type PWWP domain protein 1-like. Gene Ontology annotation, molecular function: zinc ion binding. Lineage: Eukaryota; Metazoa; Arthropoda; Insecta; Lepidoptera; Pieridae. The record is from RefSeq and is a predicted model, not a curated record. The transcript has 7 exons. Gene Ontology annotation, cellular component: nucleus. Bases 1 to 1179 code for a protein of 392 amino acids.
AUGCUACAAAUAUCAUCAAAGACUUCAGUGGAAGGAAAUAGACUCGAAACUAUUCAAGAGGUGGUAGAUACCCCGCCGCCAUCUAGUACAGAGGAAUCAAGCACCCCUUAUACGGGAAAAUCAUUAGAUAAAAGGACAUACAAGGACUUCCUGAGUCAGCCGCCGCCUGGUCUGGUCCACCUUCAGAGAUUGCAGUGGCUGCAGCAGCGUCGAACACUGGGUCUCUGGGUUCAGUGCGACACUUGUGACAAAUGGCGUUACCUAGCCCAUGUUCUGGAUCGUCAUGAGUUGCCUGCGAAAUGGUUCUGUAAUAUGAAUACGGAUUCAAAUUUAGCAAGUUGUUCAGCGCCAGAGAUGGAAAUCGAAGCUCAUGACGAAGAAGAUUUAAUACACAGUGAAUACUCGGCUGGGUCGCUCGUACUGGCUCGCCUGCCUGGGUGGCCCUGGUGGCCAGCGAUGGUUGACGACUGUCCCGACACGGAGCAGUACUACUGGCUAGAUGGCUUCUCUGAUAUACCCACUCAUUAUAAUGUUGUAUUCUUCGACUCUAAUGAAGUUACACGAGCAUGGCUGGCGCCAAAUGAAUUGCGUCCGUUAGGAAAUGAUAAGAUGCAGAAAAAAAUGCUUAAAAAUAAGGCGUUUCAACAUCGCCUCGAAGUAGCUGCUUAUCAGGCAGAAGAUGCUAAAAAACUAUGCUUGCCUAAACGAUUAGAGAAAUAUAGUUUUAUUGCAAGAUACAAGGGACCCAUUAAAUACCCUAAAACACCUAAGAAUAUUUUGAGAAGACACCAAGAUCGUUUGAAGAGGAAAUUUAAUAUAACAUUCUCUGAUGAAUCAAAUUCAGAUGAGAAUAGUGAAGUUACAGAAAAAGUUGCUGUUAAAAACAAAAAACCUUCAUUGAAGAAAGAUAGUUUAACUCUUGCUUCGAAAAACAAAGUUUCAAAGGACAAUAAUAAUAUAAAUUCCAGUGUUAAAGAACACUGUAUGGAUGGCGUGGAAUGUAAUGAAUUAAACACCAACACAAAAAUGAAUUCGUCUUUGAUUGUGCAGUUCGAUUUAGAUGAGGGAUUCCAGGAAAAUAAUAAAGUACCCGAGAAAAUUACGUUGCCUGAAGAAUCUAAUCAUCCAGCUCGAGGAAACGCUGCUGAUGGCGAUGAGAGCGAUGGUUUUGAAUUUUAAUAACUUAUGUAAUUUAUAAAAAGGACUACUUAAAUCUUAUAUUAUAUUUUGCUUGAGAUAUUCGAUAAUGUUAUUUUAACAAUGGACUAUUUAGCGAUGUUUAAAUAAAAUUUCAAUUGUUCUAAGAA